This is a messenger RNA of Myotis daubentonii (Daubenton's bat), 1829 nucleotides long. RefSeq names its product hyaluronan binding protein 4 (gene HABP4). Gene Ontology annotation, molecular function: RNA binding. Gene Ontology annotation, cellular component: nucleus; cytoplasm. The record is from RefSeq and is a predicted model, not a curated record. Lineage: Eukaryota; Metazoa; Chordata; Mammalia; Chiroptera; Vespertilionidae. Gene Ontology annotation, biological process: positive regulation of RNA splicing; positive regulation of translational initiation.
GGGCGGGCAUCGGGGGCUGCGCGGGGGCCCGCGCGGGCAAGGAGGGCACCGGGCUGGGAGGGCUGCAGCGACGGGCGUGAUGGGUCCUCGCCGCCGGCUUCGCUGAGACUCGCUCGCGUGGGCUGUCCCCGGCGGGCCCGCAGGGCCGCGGCGGCAUGAAGGGCUCUCUGGGGAGCCCUGUGGCCGCGGCCGCCGUGAUGCAGGAAAGUUUCGGCUGCGUCGUGGCCAACCGCUUCCACCAGCUGCUGGACGACGAGUCAGACCCGUUCGACAUCCUGCGCGAGGCCGAGCGCCGGCGCCAGCAGCAGCUGCAGCGCAAGAGGCGGGACGAGGCGGCGGCGGCGGCGGCGGCCGGGGCGGGCCACCGCGGCGGCAGGAGCCCGGCCGGGGCCUCGGGCCACCGACCCGGCGCGGCCAGCGGCCGGCGGGAGUCCCAGAAGGAUCGCAAGGGCCUCCCGGCCCCCGGCGCGCAGCAGCCCGACAGCCCCGGGGGCGGCUCGCAGCCGCCCGGGACGCGCGCCCCGCCGGGCACCUGGACGCCCCCGGGCCAGAAGCGAACUCCUAGAAGAGGGGAGCAGCAAGGAUGGAAUGAUAGCCGGGGGACAGAGGUGACACUGGAUAGAGCCGAGCGGAGAUCCUACAGGGAAUAUCAACCUUAUGAGACCGAGAGGCAGGCGGACUUCACAGCUGAGAAGGUCACAGAAGAAAAACCAGCUGACAGAUGUGAUCGAGACAGACCCCUGAGAGGACGUGGAGGCCCAAGAGGGGGCCUGCGGAGCAGAGGCCGCGGUGGUCCCGGGAACAGAGCUUUGGAUCGUUUUGACCAAAGAGGAAAACGGGAAUUUGAGAGAUAUGGUGGGAGUGAUAAAAGAGCAAUCAGAACUGAAGACAACAUGGGUGGAUGUGGAGUUCGCACCUGGGGAUCCGGUAAAGAUACCAGUGACGUGGAGCCAGCUGCGCCUAUGGAGGAGCCCCCGGUGGUGGAGUCCCCGGACGCCCUGGAGGAGGGGUCUCCAGCCAAAGUUCCUGAGUUGGAGGUAGAAGAAGAAACUCAAGUUCAAGAGAUGACCCUAGAUGAGUGGAAAACUCUGCAAGAACAGACCAGACCGAAGCCUGAAUUUAACAUCCGGAAACCUGAGUCCACGGUCCCUUCCAAAGCAGUGGUGAUACACAAGUCCCGAUAUAGAGAUGAUAUAGUAAAGGAUGACUGUGAGGAUGAUGCCCAUGUGUUCCGGAAGGCGGCCAAUGACAUCACAUCCCAGCUGGAGAUUAACUUUGGCAACCUCCCUCGUCCGGGGCGCGGAGCCAGAGGUGGCACACGGGGAGGCCGGGGAAGGAUCAGAAGGACAGAGAACUGUGGACCCAGAGCAGACGUGGUGACACAAGACGUUGCUCCAAACCCGGAUGACCCUGAAGACUUUCCUGCUCUGGCGUGACGCUCCCAGCACCGGGAAGAGACUUCUUGCUUGGGGAAGAGACUCAGAACAAUAGAUACUGCUUUUCCCCCUUUGGUGUGAAUUCAUUGCACUUUUGGGGGGAUGGGUGGGUGGUGUGGGUAGGGAUUUUCCAGGUCCAGAGCUCUGUUCCAGUCGGGUUAGUCUGGCACUCCCACGGAGGAGGAGCGCGGGAUUAUAUUUUUAUUUAAGGACUUACAGGUGAAACAGUGUUCAGACUGUGCACAGAGAGACUGUCCGUGGAGGGCCUCUCCGUCUACUGAGGCGGCGUAGAGACGGGGGAAGCACGCACCGCCGUCAGUCAGGCCGCCGCGUGCAGAGCCCGGAACGGGCCUGCGGUUGACUUGCCGUUGACUAAAUGUUCCUCUCCCGGGA